Molecule: messenger RNA, 1331 nt
Organism: Jaminaea rosea
Lineage: Eukaryota; Fungi; Basidiomycota; Exobasidiomycetes; Microstromatales
Exons: 2
Coding region: 138-905 (255 amino acids)
Cellular component (GO): ribosome; mitochondrial large ribosomal subunit
Molecular function (GO): structural constituent of ribosome
Source: RefSeq, a predicted model, not a curated record
CUGACUCGGUGCGAAAGUCGAGUCGAGUCGAGACCAAGCCAAAGUCGUCCGUCCGUCGAGAGCCGGCUGACUCGCAUCCUUGCUCCUCCUCAUCACCAUCGCGACCAGAGCAAGCAAUCCGAGGCUGGAUAGACAAUAUGGCAGCCACUCGCACUCCCUCAUCGACCUUCCUCUCACUCUGGAACACGGCAGCGAAGGGAAAGAGUCGUGCCCAGCCCCUCUUCAAUCAAGCCCGCAGCAUCAGCACCACCAGCAAAGCAGCAUCGCCGUCCGUAGCUGCCGCCCCGUCGGCAGCCUCGACAUCGUCAUCCGCCUCUGCUGCACCCCCCCAAGCUCUCACCACCUCGACCUCUCACGCCCUCUCCCUCCUCCGCACCCAACCUUCCCACUACAUUGUCGCCUCUCUCGUUGGGCGAGUAUUCACUCUCCAUCCACGCGACGUCGUAACAGUACCUCGCCUACGGGACGUGGAAGUCGGCGACGUGCUAGAGCUGGACCGCAUCCACGAGGUGGGUAGCAGGGACUAUACGCUCCGAGCGCAGGACCCCAUGGGCGGGCGAGAACGAGUCGCAGCCGAUAUGGCCAAGAGGAGACGGGUCGAGGGAGGACCACAAAGCGUCGCCUCACGCCUCGCGGCGGCUGCUGCUGCUGAAGGGUCACAAGAGCCUCUACGCCUCUCCUCUAGCUGGACGACGCAGCAUCUCCUCCCUGCUGGGCUGGCCCACGCUGGUGCCGUGCUGAGCCCGCAAACGGUGCGAGCGCGGGCGGUAGUUGUGGAGCAUACCAAGGGGGCAUUGGAGAAGAUUGUCAAGUUCAAGAGGAGGAAGGGGUACAAGAAGACGAUUCAGCACAAGCAGGGGUACACGCGCAUCAGGCUCGAGGCGGUGCGAUUGGGCGAGGCGUAGGCGCGGGGAGAAGCUGCGAUUGGGUAUCGUUCCGGAUGGAGCAGAAUGUCAAUCGCAUUACAUUGACCAGCAGGGAGGGUAGUCUGGCUCCUUCACUUUGCCUUCUUGCGGGUGAGCAUAGCGCUGCCACUCUUGGAAGCCGCACCAAUCCCCAUGCCCACGCCCAGCAGCAACCCAAGUCGUGCGGAUAUGGGCAGGAUAGUGAGGAGCAUCGUGAGCCAUUCUGUCGUCUUUGUCCAUUUCCAGCUGUGGAGAGAGAGGGGAGAGAGCGUGAGGUCAGGGCGUCGUACUGGACGGAACAGUCUGCUGCGACGAGGCGACUCACGGGCUCACAACCUUGAUCAAUCCCCAGUCUUGCACGAUAGCAUACACGUACAUCGCAUCGCUGAGUAAAAAAGCCGUAGCGCAUUGCUUCCACACCUUGAG